AGAGAGAGAGAGAGAGAGAGAGAGAGAGAGAGAGAAGUAAACAGUAGAAGGAAAGAGAGGGAGAGAAGGAGGAGAACACACAAACCCAUUCAUGGCAGCAGAACCUGAGAGGUGUCUUUGAGAUUGCCUGAAGGACCCUUCCUCCACCAUGAGUGUCCCAGCUGGUCUCCAGAGUCUGUCUGUCAGCGGACGAGAGAUGAAAAACAACAACAGCAACAAAUCUCAGGUCCUGUUCCCCCCUCCUACUGGAGAUGCUAACGCUAACCAGCUAGUGCUAAUGGGGGAGGAGAUGGUGGAGACCCCAGACGACCAGGCCUCCAGCCCUCUACCCCCCCUUGUGGCCCAGAGCGAAGCCCAGGACAAGCUUCUUAUCUGGGGCACGGAGGAGCGAUGUCUGGACCAUGACAUCCAGGAGUUUGAAAUGCUAGAGUGUCGCGAGAUACACACCUUCCAUGGAGAGGGGGAUGGAAAGAGAGUAGGAGAAGUGGAGGAGGAUGAUGGAGGAGAGGAUUCUAAAGGAGGAGCAGAUGAAGGACUGAUGUCGAUCUCUUCCAGCUCAACGGCCAGCUCUGUUUCUGUUCACAGGAACGAUAACGAUAGCAAUGGGAGGGACAGAGGGAUGGAGAGACAAAAAGAGGUAGAGACGGAGAAAAGGAUGGAGAGUGAGAGAGAGGUGCUCCGUCGUAGCUCUCAGGACCUCAACUAUAGCGGCCCUCGAUCAGAAGGAGGUAAAGAGAGGGGAGGAGUAGGAGAGCAGAACAGGGGAAGAGGAAGUGACAGAGGAAGUCUUAAAGAAACAGUCUGUCUCUCUGUGUCCACACUGAGUAGCAGUCUGGACCCUAUUGGACAACCGCUGACCUCUAACCCCAAGCCCACUACCGCUACCUCAGCCAAGAGACGGGCUCCCCCUGUUGGCCAGACCAGGAACUCCACAGCAGCGCCACAGUCUCAGGACACUCCUGACCUGGGAGGACUACAGUACCCGAGGUCACCUGACCAGCAAGUACAUCAUCAGUACCAGGAAACAUCUAACCUGGAAGUAGAACUGUCGAGGGGUCAAAGUGGCCAAAGUGCGACAGAGGAGGAGGGGUCUAAACAGGAUGUUGUCACUCAAAGACAGCACGUGAGGUGUUACCAGGGAAACAGCAUUUUGUCCUCCUCAGAUGGAGGGAUAGGAGGAGGAGAGAAAGACAGAGUCCCCCCUCCUCCUCGCAGACAACAGCUCGUACGACCUCUCUGUCAGUUGGAACCAGGAAGAGGGAGGGGCUUAUCUGAGCCAAUCACAAGACGGCGCUCCUCCCCCUCUCCCUCCCAGUCUCCAGAUGCAGGUCGUAAGGUCAUGGACCCAGGUCACCACGGGGUCAACGGCAGACAAACACAAGAGACCCUAGAGGUCAAGAGUUCAAUGGUCAACAGUAGCAAUUACUCCCACCUUAACUCCCAACCCCAUGACCAGCCAAGCUCCAGCCCCGGAGCUCCCCAGCCCAGCCAGGCCAGCCAGUCUGCCCAGAGAGAGGCUCGUUCCCUGGAUAGACGUGGGAGCAGCGCAGGGCGUACCUCCAGCCUGGAGAGGAGACAUCAGGACCAGUCUCAGAUCAGAUACCGUAGAGCUAACCGCUGUGGGUCUACCACCACCUCACACACCCACUCACACACACCCCCUCGCUCCCCACUCGGAACCCCGCAGGGAUCGCCACGGAGACAAGAACAACAACAACAACAGCCGAUGUCCCCUUCAAGGAUCAUUACAGGUUCAGCUAGGUACCCCCAGGGCUAUGGCAGCAGUGGGCUUAGACCACCUCUCAAAUCUAACCUUGCUUCUACAGGGAUACCCACACCUCCUCUACACCACCAGGCCCCUAACCCCAGCCCCAGCCCCAGCCCCCCCAAGCCCAAAGGAGUGCGGCCCAAAAUCAUCACCUACAUCCGGAAGGGUCCUCAACUCAAACCCCAGGCUUCAGACGGGCCUUACCAGGUCUCCUCCCUGCCCUCCAGGCUCUCUGCCUACACACAUACACACUCCCCUAUCACACACACAUCCCAGAAACACUCCUCUAGCCCCAAAACACACACCAACACACACUCCCGCGGUGUAGAGUCCAGACACACACCGGUGCUGAGUGCCUCCAACCUCCUCUAUGACAAAUACAGACAGGAGAUGCAGAAAAACCGUCUGUUCAACUCCGGUCUGAUGGGAACAGGGAUCCGACCCCAUGGCCACACACACACCGUCCCCCCGACACACACACACUCUGGCUCUCACACACACACCCACACACACACCGGAGCCCACACCCACACUCACAGCCACACAGCCCCUCCGAAGCUGGGCAGCAAGGCUGAGAGCUUCUAUGGACCACUGGUGGACAAGUACCUACCAGCAGAGAUGGGCAGAAAUGCGGGCAGCCUUGGCCGCGAGGAACCCUCAGGCCCCAGGAUGGCGACCCAGGCGGCUCAAGCUGGCGGCAGUGGCAGUCUGCUCCGCUCUGGCAUAGGGCUGCGCCCGCAACUGGGUCUGGGAGCAACCCCGGGGUCUGUCGUUGUCACAGCAACCAAGAACCGGAUGAUGGUUCAGGGUCGGAGGACAGCGUUGGAUUCCAGUCAACCAGUGCAGGUCGUAGCCCAGCGACCAAUCAGAAUGGACAGGACAACACAGGAACCAGCAACCACCUGUGAUGGGGACGAGGAACCAGGAACCAGGAACCACAUGAUGGGGACCAGGAACCAGGAACCAGGAACCAGGAACCAGGAACCAGGAACCACAUGA
Molecule: messenger RNA, 2767 nt
Organism: Coregonus clupeaformis (lake whitefish)
Lineage: Eukaryota; Metazoa; Chordata; Actinopteri; Salmoniformes; Salmonidae
Product: serine/arginine repetitive matrix protein 1-like
Exons: 3
Coding region: 149-2767 (872 amino acids)
Source: RefSeq, a predicted model, not a curated record